Messenger RNA from Epinephelus lanceolatus (giant grouper), 4787 nucleotides. NCBI's taxonomy places the organism in Eukaryota, Metazoa, Chordata, Actinopteri, Perciformes, Serranidae. The record is from RefSeq and is a predicted model, not a curated record.
CGAUGGGUGAUUAAAGCCAGGAAGGUGUGCGCGGACUCGUCAAAUUUCGUUUUUGUGAUGGUGUCCGGCCAGUCGCUGGGCUGGAAGGCCCAACCUAAAUGAGUCUUACACCGCGGACAGGUGGCCACAGUCCAUGCGAACCCCGGGAACCAGGAGAAGUGUUUAUCUGCCGGCCAGUGCUGGGUAACGUCCGCUUUCCUGAAGGAAUGAAGACCCGGGAUUCACCGCCGCCACCGGUUCACGUCCACGUACCGGAGACCACACCUGUGCAUGUUCAUAUGAGGAGGAGUCCCAGCAAGACACCGCAGAGUAGAACAAAAGAUGCCCAGGUGAAGGGAGACGGGGGGAGGCCAAAGGUGCGGACGCCGUGGAUUCCUCCAGGAAGACUGUCCUGCAGGAGAGAUGUGGGCUCGUACAAGUGCCAGAGAAGCAGAUUGGAGCAUCGAUCAGAACGUGAUGAAGAGGAACAGGAACAAGAGCUGGCUGCUGUAUCCAAAAACCUCAGUGUCCUACUCAGAGAACAAGACAGCACUCAGCAUUUAAAGAAGUCUGAUUCUCAAGGUCAGCACAGAGAGACAGAUGUGCUCCUGAGGGCGCUCGUAGAAGCAGAAAUCGAUGGCGUAGCUGUAGCUAAUCAGCUGACAGCUGUGAAGGAAACUAUCGACAGCUUUGCUAAGGACAAGCGUCUGUCAAAGUUGCACGCAGCUUCACUGGCACGACAGCAGGAGAUGUUGCUGGAGAAGAUCGAGAUGUUUGACCACACGAAUCACAGCCUGCGAGAGCUCCUCAGAGAGUGGAGUGGCUACGAGAGAGAAUCACUGAUGUGGUUAGAACAGAAAGACGCCAUAAAGAAGAGACUGACUGACAGUGAAGCAGAGAACAUUAGACUGUUAGCCAAACUCACCAACAAGGAGAAAGAGGCCUCUAAACUUGCUGAGCAUUUGGACUUUGAAAAGGACAACGCAAAGACGACAGGGGAGCUUUCAAGAAUCCUGCAGUCUACACGCGACCAUCUGGAAUCUGAGCUGAAGAGAACAGAGGCUGAAAAGGUCCACCUGGCUGCUCAGGCUCAGAGGAUGCAGCAGAUUCAGGAGCAGCAGCAGGAGGAGCUGCAGGCUUUGCAGGAGGAGCUACAGACUCUGAGGCAGCGGAGAGAAGAGGAGGAGAAGGAGGAGCAGAGGCGGCAAGACCAGGAGGCGCUGGUCAUGCUGACCCAGCAGGCCGAGCGAGCCGAAGAGUCCGCCAGGCAGCUCGCUGUGAAACUGCAGGAGAAGGAAUCCCAGUUGGCUCAGGCUCUGUCCACAUCCAGUGACUGGUGCCUCCGUCACUCUAAAGAGAUGGCAGCUAAAGGACAGCUGGAGGAGGAAAUCUCUGUUCUCAAACUUCAGGUGUCCGAGCUGAACUCUCAGCUUCAUUCAGCGGAGGAGAGGAUUCGGACAGAGAGGGAGGAGCUCAGAGAGCAGCUUCAUCAUUUCAGUGCUGAAAACGCCUCCAUCAAGCUGGACAACCAACGACUCAAGGGUCAGCUGACGUCCUCUGAGGAGAAGCUCAGUGGUCUGCAGUCUGAAGCCCGACGCCUGAAAUCGUCGAUCAAAAAGCACGAAAACCUGGUGGAGAAAUACAAGAAGAAGGUCCAGCAGGUUCGUCUGGAAUCAGAUGAGUACUGCCUGAAGCUGGAGGCAACACAGAAGGAGGCGCGGGAGGUGAAGGUGAGUCUGGAGAGGGAGACGGAGCAGGUGAGGAGGGAGCUGUUGGGCCGGAUCAGGGAGCUUGAGACGCUGCCCGACAGGCUGAGGAGGACCGAGCAGCAGCUCAGAGAUGCCCAGCAGGAGGCCGACAUCCAUGAGAGGAGGAACAUGGAGCACGGCUCAGCCCUGUCUGAAGUCAGACACAAGGUGGAACAGCAAGGCACUCAGCUGGAGACGUUCCAGCAGAGGAACCUGCUGCUGCAGGAGGAGAACAACUUCCUCAAAGAGAAGAUUCACAACUUGGAGAGGAGGCUGGAGGACAUGAUGGUGGAAAAUGAAGACAUGUCUCAGGCUGUCCUGUCAAAGGACAGCAGUAUCCGCAGCGUUCAGCAGCAGCUGGAAGAGAAGAGCCGUGAGUGCAGCGUCCUGUCCAGACAGCUGCAACACGCUCUGGACGACGCACAGAGACAGGUUGACAGCAGCAUGCAGAGGGUUUUAGCCAAAGAGAGAGCGUCUCAGUCCAAAGCUCUGGACCUGCAGAGCCAGCUGAGCCGAGCCAGAACCGAGCAGAGUCAGCUGCAGCGAAGCAAAGAGGAGAUGGAGCGUCGUCUCCAGAGUCAGCUGCAGAACAUGAGGGACAGACUGGAGCAGUCGGACUCGACAAACCGCAGUUUGCAGAACUACGUUCAUUUCCUCAAAACCUCCUACGGGAAUGUGUUCGGUGAUUCUUUGCUUGCGAGCUGACGGCAACAAACCUGACCAACAUUUGUCCGUUCCCAAAUCAUUGCAGUCGACCUGAAUGACAUUUACUGACUGUUUUUGACUUGAGAGUUUUAUACUAUGAAAUUAAAACUUUUUAAAAUUAAAUGCUUACAAAUUAGUCACAUGCAAUUUAUUUAUACUCUUUUUAAUAAAUAACUUCCUGCACAAUAAUUGAUUCUGACGGCAUUUUGUUUGAAUAAUCUUCUACCUUUCAAGUAUCUGAAUUCAGGGAUGCACAGAUUGUUGACUGAUUGUUAUUGAUUCAUCCUUUUGUGCCAGAAAAACAAAGAAUAUUUAUUAUAGAAAAAUAACUGUUUUAAAGUCAAGCAGCCCUUCAUUACACCACCUUUGAACAAGCAAAAAUUCUACCAUACAAAUGUAUAAAAAAACACUUUAAUAUAAUCUUCUUUCACAUGAAAAAUAGCUUUUUAAAAAUAACUGCUUCUGCCGAUGAUAUAUUAUUACAGUUAUCCAGCCCAGAACAAUCUCUUGUACAGUUGUUUUCGCUUUUGGAACAAUACGGAUCUUUUUCAGGAUUGAAUGUUUCAAAAACACAAAUUCUUACUUUUAAUUACAGUCCCUCAGAAAAUGUGAAGAAGAGGUAUAACUUGAGAUGGGAAGCUGAAUCCAUGAGAUAUCUGGGGGUAAAUAUACCUACAGACCUGUCAAAAUUGUUUUCACUCAACUUUAUCCCCCUGAACAACAAAAUUAGGGAAGACAUAAGGAGAUGGGAUUCAAUACCUUUUCUUAAUUUUGGAUCUCGUAUUGAAUCAGUUAAAAUGAGUAUUCUGCCGAGAAUGUUGUAUCUCUUUCAAUCCCUUCCACUAGAUUUAUCUGAUCAACAGUUUCAGGAGUGGGGGCUCUCCCGUGUCUAAAAGAUUAUUAUACUGCUGCUCAACUGAGACCGUUAAUAUGUUGUAAUCCAGAAUACAGGGCUAGAUGGGGGGAGAUUGAGGGGGAUAUCACAGGGGAGUUUCCAAUUCAAGCGGCAAUAGGGGAUAAGGGGUUAAUGAAUAAGUUAAUGGAUCUGGGAAACCCGUUGAUUGUUUUGCCACUUAAGCUGUGGAACAGGGUUAUAGCUCAAAAUCCUUUAAAGGAAGCGAUAAAAGUUUUGAGGUGGUGUGCGUUUGAUCCAGAUUUUGUGCCUAAAAAUUGGGAUGCGAGGUUUAAGGGAUGGGUAACUCAUGGUUUAACAGCAUAUUGCACUUUUUUGAGUAAGGAGUCAGUGAACAAUUUUCAAAACCUAAAGAGACAAUUCAGUUUGAAUAAUGAUGAUUUCUAUAGAUUUCUACAGGCCCGUCAUUACAUUGAGCAAAUUAGGAAGAAGAUCACAUAAGAGCAAUGGGAUAACAUUUUAUUAAAAGUCUUUAUAGAUGCUUAUGCUUAGGGCCCAAAACAAAAAACCAUCUCAAAACUUUCUAGGGGCUUACAACAAAUGAAAGGUAGCUCACUGCAUGUGAAACAGAAAUGAGAGAAGGAAGGGAACCUAGUUCUAAAUGCAGAAGACUGGGAACAGUUAUGUGGGAUACAAUGGAAAAUUUCAAAUUCAACACUUUGGAGAGAGUUCUGCUGGAAAAAAUUAGAUUCUUUAUAACACCAGCUCAAAAAAGACACUACACCAACUCAUCUGCAUGCUGGAGACAGUGUGGAUGCCUUGAGGCAAAUCAUUUUCACAUAUUCUGGUCUUGUCCAGUAUUGUUACCUUUUUGGCAGGAGGUCUAUCAAAUUUUGCGAAAAAUAUUUCUGACAGACAUUCCAUUUAAGUUUGUUUCUUUAUAUCUAGGAGCUCUGCCACCAGAUAAUUUUUCCUCUAAUGAUAAAUAUCUAUUUCAGAUUCUUAGUGCUGCCUGUAGGAAAGCCAUUAUAAGGAGGUGGUUAAAACUAGAAAAACCUAUGGUGGAUGAGUGGAUUGACAUUAUUUAUGACAUUUUUAAGAUGGAAAGAAUUACAUUUGCCGUAAGACUGCAACAAAGUGUUUUUGAAAAGAUGGGAAAGAUGGAUCAUGUAUGUUACACCGGUGCGACCAUCUUUUGUCUAAUGCUAAAUUGUAUGUCCCUUUUCUCCUAUUCUUCCCCUUUUUACUUCAUUUUAAAGUUUAAAGUUUGUUUUUUUUUAAAUAUCGUGGAGGUGCACCCCAGCGUUCCUGUUCUACGAAGUUCAGUUCUUAUAUUGUAUUAACAGAUUGCCUUAUAAUAUGGUGGAUGGACCAAUCAUUCAUCUCUGUAUUAUUUAUAUAGACUUGGAUAUACUGUGGAGAUUCAACUGUAAUUUACAGAUGAAUGGAUGAGAAUGGUGAAAUGUUAUGUCAAUGAACAUGUGAACCAUGUAAAAUCCUAA